Molecule: messenger RNA, 1825 nt
Organism: Rhinopithecus roxellana (golden snub-nosed monkey)
Lineage: Eukaryota; Metazoa; Chordata; Mammalia; Primates; Cercopithecidae
Gene: PPID
Product: peptidylprolyl isomerase D
Exons: 10
Coding region: 114-1226 (370 amino acids)
Biological process (GO): protein peptidyl-prolyl isomerization; protein folding
Molecular function (GO): protein binding; peptidyl-prolyl cis-trans isomerase activity
Source: RefSeq, a predicted model, not a curated record
UGACCGGUCAGCGUUGCUGCCAAUCUCCGGCGGAGACAGGCGCUCUGGAGUUAGAGCUGCCGGGCGGCCACGAGGUGCGCGGAUCCCGCGUCCAAACGAGUCUGCAAGUCGAGAUGUCGCAUCCGUCCCCCCAAGUCAAGCCCUCCAACCCCAGUAACCCUCGAGUCUUCUUUGACGUGGACAUCGGAGGGGAGCGAGUUGGUCGAAUUGUCCUAGAAUUGUUUGCAGAUAUUGUACCCAAAACUGCGGAAAAUUUUCGUGCACUGUGUACAGGAGAAAAAGGCAUUGGACCCACGACUGGGAAACCUCUCCAUUUCAAAGGAUGCCUUUUUCAUCGAAUUAUUAAGAAAUUUAUGAUUCAGGGUGGAGACUUCUCAAAUCAGAAUGGGACAGGUGGAGAAAGUAUUUAUGGUGAAAAAUUUGAAGAUGAAAAUUUCCAUUAUAAGCAUGAUCGGGAGGGUUUACUGAGCAUGGCAAACGCAGGCCGCAACACAAAUGGUUCUCAGUUUUUUAUCACAACAGUUCCAACUCCUCAUUUGGAUGGGAAGCAUGUGGUGUUUGGCCAAGUAAUUAAAGGAAUAGGAGUGACAAGGAUAUUGGAAAAUGUGGAAGUGAAAGGUGAAAAACCUGCUAAAUUGUGCAUUAUUGCAGAAUGUGGAGAAUUGAAGGAAGGAGAUGAUUGGGGAAUAUUCCCAAAAGAUGGCUCUGGUGACAGUCAUCCAGAUUUCCCUGAGGAUGCGGAUAUAGAUUUAAAAGACGUAGAUAAAAUUUUAUUAAUAACAGAAGACUUAAAAAAUAUUGGAAAUACUUUUUUCAAAUCCCAGAACUGGGAGAUGGCCAUUAAAAAAUACGCAAAAGUUUUAAGAUACGUGGACAGUUCAAAGGCUGUUAUUGAGACAGCAGAUAGAGCCAAGCUGCAACCUAUAGCUUUAAGCUGUGUACUGAAUAUGGGUGCUUGUAAACUGAAGAUGUCAAAUUGGCAGGGAGCAAUUGACAGUUGUUUGGAGGCUCUUGAAAUAGACCCAUCAAAUACCAAAGCAUUGUACCGCAGAGCUCAAGGAUGGCAAGGAUUAAAAGAAUAUGAUCAAGCAUUGGCUGAUCUUAAGAAAGCACAGGAGAUAGCACCAGAAGAUAAAGCUAUCCAGGCAGAACUGCUGAAAGUCAAACAAAAGAUAAAGGCACAGAAAGAUAAAGAGAAGGCAGUAUAUGCAAAAAUGUUUGCUUAGAAAGGAUUCAGUUUUGCUUAUUGUGUGUUGAUUGUGUAAAUGCAAUAAGAUAAAGGUUUUUGUCUAUUAAUAUGAUCCCUAAUGUGUUUGACACCUUAAUUCCUUAUUGUUUACAGUUUAGGAGUACUGAUAGGGGUUCAUGCUUAAUAAAUGUGUCACAAUACAGUCAGUAAAGUGGUAUUGUUUGUUUCUUUGAGAUGGAGUCUUGCUCUGUCACCCAGGCUGGAGUGCAGUGGUGCGAUCUCGGCUCACUGCAUCCUCUGCCUCCCGGGUUCAGGUGAUUCUCCUGCCUCAGCUUCCCAAGUAGCUGGGAUUACAAGCAUAUGCCACCACGCCCGGCUAAUUUUUGUAUUUAUAGUAGAGAUGGGGUUUCACCGUAUUGGUCACGUCAUGCUGGUCUUGAACUCCUGACCUCGUGAUCUGCCCCUGCCUUGGCCUCCCAAAGUGCUGGGAUUACAGGUGUGAGCCACCGUGCCCGACCAAGUAAAAUGUUUUUUAAAAUGGUUAUCUGCAUUAUUCAUAAAGAAUAAUGGUGUCCAGUCUUUUUAAACUUGUAAAGACACAUCUUAUUGAAUAAAGAGAUGACAGUUUAGUUUGUA